Chara braunii is the source of this 4594-nucleotide messenger RNA. The record is from the annotation of a GenBank genome assembly. NCBI's taxonomy places the organism in Eukaryota, Viridiplantae, Streptophyta, Charophyceae, Charales, Characeae.
CCGACAGCAUCUGCCCAGGAGUCACCCAACUCCACACCAUGUGGUCCCUUGGGCAGGUCAUGUCCUCCUCGAAUGGCUCCUGCUGCUCCUCGUUCGCCAUGUCACCCGACAGCAGACGCAGUGGGCGGCAAUGUGGGGGGCGCGACCGUGGGGCUGCUACCAUGGGAAGUGCUGAUGUGGCAUCUUCUCACGUGACGGCUGCUGACGUGGCAGCUGCUGUGUCACCUGCUGACAUGGUAGCUGCUGACGUGGAGGUCGCUGACGUGGAGGCUGCUGUGUCACCUGCUGACGUAGCUGCUGCUAUCGAGGGAGCUGCUGACGUCGCUAUUCUUGACGUGGCAAUUGCACAUCCUCCGGUGGCCGUGGCAGCUGCGGUCCUGCGCAUGCACGACGCUGUUCACGAGUAGGCUAAGGCCUCAGCAGCGCCAGGCUGCACGACGGACGGGACGAAGCAGCUCAACGAGCGCAUCGAUCACGUCAUCAAUAUCAUCGGCGAUAUAGGCGAUUUCACUAGCCCGGCCACAAUAAGUAGCACGGUGGCCGCCAUCAAGACGGACAUCACCAAGCUGCAGACGAGACCGGACGCCGCUACAAAGACUUACAAGAUGCCGCACUUCGACAUCAGCAAGUUUGACGACUACAACAAGUCGGACGCCUUGACAUGGUGGCAACGUUUCCUCACGGAAGCAUCAUGCCGCACUGUCCCGAUGGACGACAUGAUGAAGGCGCUCUACUUACAACUGAUUGGAGGAGCGCAGGCAUGGAUGAAUCAUCUGGCGGUUACCAAGAAAUGCACCAUCGCCGGACUCCACACGCACAUUCUGUGGAAGGAGUUCGAGAAGCUAUGGCUCACCCGGUUCAUGGUUCGCAACGUCGUGAAGGCAGCCAUGAACGAGGUGUACACCUGCUCUCAAGGUAGUAUGCCAACUCGAGACUGGACAACUAAGUGGCAGAAAAUAAUGACCAUACCAGGCUUCGAUUUGAGCAUUCGUCCCUUAGCAGACAAUAUCCAAACCAUCGUGGAUUGGCCGGAACCCCGUUGUACGACGGAUGUACGCUCUUUCAUGGGUUUGGCUGGAUACUAUAAGCGAUUUGUCGAGUCAUACUCGAAAGUGGCCGCUCCUUUGUCGAGACUUCAGUCCUCGAAGGUGUUCGACGAAGCGCUGUUUGACAUUGCGCAGAAGUGCACACACCGCUUCGAGGCCGACCAGGCGGAGAGGGUCCGACACUACUCACAGGAGCGUGGGCUACAUGUCCCGCGAUCUGGAGCGAUGGGUGGCGAGGCAGAGUGGAGUGGACAGGGCGUGGGCAGGGGAGAGGAUACCCAGCGUUGGUCCGAGGGUGGUGCUGCGAGAGAUGGGGCGGGCGCCGGUGUUGCAGAGGAGGGCGAGGCGGGAGUCGAUCGCGAGGGUAGCAUGGCAGAGAGUGAGCGGACGGCGACGGGAGAGGGGGCCGUGCCCGAGGUCGAUCCGAUCACUCGUCAGAGGACGCGGGGCUGGGAUCCCGUGGGGAAGAGGCCCGCCCCGCUUGAGAUACCUAGCACACCGAAUUCCUCCAGGACUCCUGUUAGUGAUACGCCUGGUUCUUCCAAAAGGAAGGACGGGGGUGCAGAUCUUCCUGCCACGGAGGCCGGGAAGAGGCUGAGGCAGCAGAGGGUGACGGACACAUAUGGUGGCGAGUGGAUCGUCGUCGGAGGAAGGCAUUCCUUCGCUGGGCGUACUCCAGCGGGGUUGCCUUCAAUGCCUUCUGCAACACGCUCGGAGAGGAACUGGGCGGUCCACGAGGGCAUCCACACGAAGAAGCGCAAUCAGUUGGCCUUCGAGAAGGUCGUCCAUCUUGUCGAGAUCACCGCAAAUGUGCGGUUGAUGGAGUACAGACGUGCAGGUUGUGGGUAUGUUCUCCCUUGGCAGCGAGACACGGGUAUGCUCGACGCUCAGGCAAGCAUAGAGCUGGACCCCGUGCGUUCGGGGAUGAGGAGCUCGAUGAUGGCGGAGGAGAUCGAGGAGCAGGCUGCCCUCAUUUCGCGCGAUCCCAUCGGGUCCUCUGCGCCGCCCCCUGCAGAGUCUGUUUUCGAUGCUCGUGCGGCUAUCUUCCGGCCAUACCCCAAGGAUGAUGCCUCUGGGGACGAGAGGGAGCGGGAACCUGCGGACGACCCCGCGCUUCCCAUCCCGCGCGAGAUUGACGAGUUGCACGAGGAGGGCGCCGACUCGCACGAGGGGGCAAAGCGGCCACACACCGCGCUUGGGGCGGGGGAUUUCGGGGGAGUAGAGGCGAGAUCACCCACUCCCGCGCGAGAGCAAACGCCUGCUCCUACCGGCACAGUGCGGGAACAUACGACUGUUUCCGCGACCGCGCAACAGCAGACUCCUGCUCCUACGAGGACCUGCGAGCGGACGAGUACUCAUGCGACGGAGUCCGGACCUUCGUCGCAGUUGCAUCUUCCUCGUCAUUCAGUAGCAUCGUCCGCUGAGACUGCUUCCAUAGGGCAUGUUGAGCGCUCACCAUCAGCGGUCAGGAAAGAGGACUUGGGAUCCUCGUUGCGCAUACGCGGCCAUGGAUCGUUGUUUAGCAUAGCCCGUCAGCCCGUUUUGGAGGAGGGUGUUCAUAGCGGGACAGCGGUGGUGAGGGAGAGACGGGCGGAGGAGCACGGAGCGAGCGGAGUUGAUGACCUUGAGGGUAUUCGAGGUAUGGGGGACGAGUUAGCGGGAGCAGGGCGGACAGGGUUGUCGUCUACGCUGCAUGAUAGAUUAGGGGGGGGUGAUGGUGCGCAGGUUGAGACGGAGGCGGGAGUGGAGGUGGAUGAUGGUCCGCAGGUUGAGAGGGAGGCGGGAGUGGAGGUGGUCCAAGUGGAUGAUGGUGCGCAGGUUGAGAGGGAGGCAGGAGUGAAGGUGGAAGAUCGUGCACAGGUUGAGAGGGAGACGGGAGUGGAGGUGGAUGGUGGUGCGCAGGUAGAGAGGGAGGCGGGAGUGGAGGUGGAUGGUGGUGCGCAGGUAGAGAGGGAGGCGGGAGUGGAGGUGGAUGGUGGUGCGCCGGUUGAGAGGGAGGCGGGAGUGGAGGUGGAUAAUGGUGCGCAGGUUGAGAGGGAGGCGGGACUGGAGGUGGAUGAUCGUGCGGAGGUAGAGAGGGAGGCGGGAGUGCAGGUGGAUGAUCGUGCGCAGGUUGAGAGGGAGGUGGCAAUGGAGGUGGAUGAUUGCGCGCAUGUAGAGAGGGAGGUGGGAGUGCAGGUGGAUGAUCGUGCGCAGGUUGAGAGGGAGGUGGCAGUGGAGGUGGAUGAUCGUGCGCAGGCAGAGAGAAGGGAGGACGUUGUGACUACUCAGGUUGGGAGAGAGGAGGGCGUGGCAGUGCCUUCCGUUGCUGCGCAGGGUGAGAGACAGGAGGACGUGGUCAGGGCAGAUGGUACUGCGCUGGUUGAGGGAGAGGCCAUUCUUUUAGAGGGUGACGUCGCCCAUGACGGAGGGGAGGGCAGCGACACCCUUGACCCGGCUAUCGAGCGUUUCAUCGCUGAUGAGGUGGAUCCCGCACUAUCAGGUUUGACCCCGGGCACGAUGAGGGCACUGGGGGCGUCGCCAUCAGGAGAGAGCGGGGCGGUUGGCGAUGAGAUGCGGGAUGUUGCUCAGAUGUCUUUCAGGGAUCCUCCCACCCCUCGUCAGAGUCGUCGCGCAGACAUAGAGGAUAUAGCGCGUGCCUUAGCGGCCGCUGGUUACUCCGCAGAGGACAUCGAGCAGGCAUUCGCAGGAGCCUCCAGGAUUCUGCACACUGCACGACUCCAGCCAGGUUUGGGUGGGGGUGGCACCGGGAGGGGUGCGGCUCGGGAGGUCAUGGUGACAGUUUCUCAGCCUCGACAUGUUCGUGGGGGUGUAGAGGCCAAGUCCACCUUGUUGCACGCUUUGGCAGCAGCAGCACGUGCUGUGUGUGACCAGACUUCGCCCAGGAGCCCAGCAUAUCGUGACUCUCGUCCGCGUCUCGUGCCUGCGGCGGGUGGUGCCGCAUUGGAGGAGUCUUUAGGACCUGAGGGGUUGGGGAUGCCGCGGGGUUCUCAUCGUGAUAAGACUGUCGAGGCUGUCACUCGGGCGAGUACUAGGCUUGUUCAGGUGGGGAGGGGGGAUGAGCAGGUCAUUGUAGAGAAGGACGAUCCCGAGACGGAGCCGGCACGUGACGAGGACCCACCUGAGGAUGACGAGUACAGAGAGGACGAAGAGAGUCGGGAGUGGGAGAGGGAUGACGAGAAGGAGGAGGACGACGACGACGACGAUGAGCCCUCCCCUCGACCACGACAUGGUUCUGGUAGACGGCAGGAGUUUCGUGAGACGAGAUCCCGCACGAGGAGUCGAGGACCAUCCGCUGCGACUUGGGCGAGCCGACGAGGUGCGUCACGGACACGCGACUCGGAUCGCGAGAGGCGGAGAGGCAGCGUUCAAGAGAGCAGGGAUGUCACCGUGUCGGUCCCUGCGCGUCCAGGGCUGUGGGAUGUGUUUGAUGGGGUACGGGCUGCGAAGUGGUAGGGGCUUGCGGUGGGGUUCCGGGGUCCAAGGCAUCGGUGAGGGCCCUUUUUUUAGAAUUUUUCUGUUUUUUCUGUCGCCAGCCUGCACUGCGU